Messenger RNA from Ornithorhynchus anatinus (platypus), 2327 nucleotides. It is a transcript of the gene TMEM11, whose product is annotated as transmembrane protein 11. Bases 151 to 669 code for a protein of 172 amino acids. Gene Ontology annotation, biological process: inner mitochondrial membrane organization. The transcript is spliced from 2 exons. The record is from RefSeq and is a predicted model, not a curated record. Gene Ontology annotation, cellular component: mitochondrial inner membrane. NCBI's taxonomy places the organism in Eukaryota, Metazoa, Chordata, Mammalia, Monotremata, Ornithorhynchidae.
CUGCAGGCCUGAAGACUUUUUGCUUUACUAGCCCUGAGAGCCUCCUCUUUCUUUUUUAUUUUUCCUCUCUUCCCCCUCCACCCCCGCCCGCCUCACUUGUACUCCCUGCCCUCGGGGUCACAUUGCAGCAGCAUCCUUUUAGGAGUGACCAUGGUAACCUUGUCUUCCACAGAGUGUUACAUCGUCCACGAGAUCUACAAUGGCGAGAACGCCCAAGACCAGUUCGAGUACGAAUUGGAACAGGCUCUGGAAGCGCAGUACAAAUACAUAGUCAUAGAGCCCACCCGCAUCGGCGACGAGACGGCCCGCUGGAUCACGGUCGGGAACUGCCUGCACAAGACCACGGUCCUGGCUGGCACCGCCUGCCUCUUCACCCCCCUGGCACUACCCUUAGAUUACUCCCACUACAUUUCCCUGCCCGCCGGCGUGCUGAGCAUGGCGUGCUGCACCCUCUAUGGAAUCUCCUGGCAGUUUGACCCCUGCUGCAAAUACCAAGUGGAGUACGACGCCUAUAAACUCUCCCGGCUGCCUCUGCAUACACUCACUUCCUCCACUCCCGUGGUGCUGGUGAGGAAGGAUGACCUGCACAGAAAGAGACUGCACAAUACGAUAGCACUCGCUGCCCUGGUGUACUGUGUAAAGAAGAUUUACGAACUCUACGCUGUAUGAUUUCAGAGGGGAAAGGAGAAAACAAAGACGACAGUGUAUUAAGAUUUCCACGGUAACAUUUCCCUCCCCCCUCCCCUCCCUCCGAAAAGCAGUGGAAACCGGGAAGGUGUUUGGUUUGAUAUCGGUUAUUUUUUUAAAAAAAUAACAUCACUGCUACACCGGGGGGUUUUUCGGCUCUUUACACUAAGACGUGGCAGAGACUCGAGACUCGUAUUAGGCUGUGGAAGUCUGGGCAGUGGAAUGUUGAUGGAAGCAAACUAUAUCCAGGGGUGUGAAAGCUUUUUUUUUUUUUUUUAAUUUUUUGGGGGGGAUUGGGGGCCUUUAAGAUUAUCGUUUAGCUGUACCUUCAAGAGCCGGCCAGGAGAUAUUGACCAUUAAAUACGAAUUUCAAGUGUCUUCUCUCUCCAUGCUUUUACACAUAACUGCUUUUAAAAGAGGCAGCUUUAAGGCCGUGUGGAUUCGAGAUGGUAAAAUAGGUUGACGGAAGGGGGCUUAUAGGAGUCCUAGAAGACUCCCCGUCGGUCCGUCGUCCUCGAGAACGGGGAUGUCGGGAUGAUCCGAAGCACGGGCGUCGGCCAGCGGCCCUAGAGGCAGAUCCCUCGGGCCGGGCCAGAUCCGCUUCACCUGCCUACAGGUCUUUGUAGAUUGGCGCGAUACGGCUUAUUGGAUCUUCUUGGUCAAGGGAAAUUUAGUGCGCCUCGAUAUUUAGUUUAGUCCUUUGGAGAGGAGAAGUCUUCUGCCCUCCGCUUGGUAUCAAUCAUUUAUUGAGCGCUUAAUGAGUGCAGAACACUGUGCGAAGCACUGGGGAGAGUAUACCCUGGCCGAAUCGGUAGACACGUUCCCUGCCCACAACGAGGUUAGGGUCGAGAAGGAAGAUCAUUCACCAACUGCUUUCCCACGAUUAGGGAAAGCUAGUUCGUCACCCCUAGAUUCCGGGCUCUAGUUUUUUCUUUCCUCCCUUUAAAUCCUCCUGUUAAGCUGCCUUGGGUUCACUGUCCUGGGGGUUGGGGGGACGGGGGGGGCUUUUGAGGGUGUAAUGUUGGAUCCGACUUGGUCGUAGAUGUAAAAAGCUUUAUCGAGAUCACACCUCCGGAGUUGUGAUUGCCGGGGUCGGUCCCACUCACGGUUAGCGAGCCAAAAUAAUGGAGCUGUGGGGAAGGGGUUUUUUGUCCACUGUCUUUUUUAAACUACCUUCAGAAGUUUAAUGUACUGUAUUUAACUAGCGACGAGUAGCGUUCGCCACAAGGAAAGGGUCCCAAGUAUCCACCGUGACAUGGACCGUGAAGCUAAUGAAGCGAUUGACCCCAUCCCCCCCCCCCGGCCACCCGCAGCGAGCAGGUGACUGUUACUGCCUGGCAAGCCCGAGUCGCCCGAAAUGUUUCUGUAACUGAUCCCGAAUUGGGGGCGGGGGGCAGUGGAGGGAGCCGCUUGGCCCACUUGGAAAGGCACAGCCCCUAAACCAGAUCGCCCGAGAGACCGAAAGCCCUGCCGCAGAAGGAUCCAUCUUUUGGUUCGGGACUGGAAAGAUCACUUCGUCCGGCCCGGGUGGUGUUGCCCAAGACACCUUGUAGAAUACAAACAUCACUGAAAGUAUGUUCGACUGCUUUUGCCCCCUGAAACGAUGGUUUAAGAAAUAAAACUGAUUUUUUUUUUUCUCA